Aspergillus mulundensis is the source of this 1401-nucleotide messenger RNA. RefSeq names its product DUF895 domain membrane protein. Lineage: Eukaryota; Fungi; Ascomycota; Eurotiomycetes; Eurotiales; Aspergillaceae. Bases 1 to 1401 code for a protein of 466 amino acids. The transcript has 4 exons. The record is from RefSeq and is a predicted model, not a curated record.
AUGGCAGCCGACAAAGACUUCACCACCGACGAAGAAGUCGCAACCUCGGACUCGAUCACCUCACCACAAAAACACCAAGUAAAAUGGCACCGCUCAACCUACUACAACGCCCUAAUCCUCGGCCUGUGCAACUUCCUCGCGCCCGGGAUCUGGGGCGCCAUGAACAGUCUCGGCGGUGGUGGCGCCUCAAAGCCCUACCUCGUCAACACCGCCAACGCCCUCACCUUCUGCCUGAUGGUCCUAUCAUGCUUCUUCGGCAGCGUCGUCGUCAAGUUCAUCGGGAUCAAGUGGACACUCAUCGUCGGGACAAUGGGGUACGCGCCCUAUGCGGCCGGUAUAUACACACAGGUCCGAUAUGACAGCGACUGGCUUACACUCUUUGGGGCUGCGCUGUGCGGGAUCUCAGCGGGACUCUUCUGGAUGGCGGAGAGCGCAAUCGCACUGAGUUAUCCGGAGCCCCAGAACCAGGGCCGGUUCCUGGGCUUUUGGCUUUCUUUCCGCGUGCUCGGGCAGAUUGUCGGCGGGGCGAUCAAUAUCGGUGUUAAUGUCCACCGCGAUACGGCGGGGAGUGUGAGCUAUGUUGUGUACUACGUGUUCAUUGCGCUGCAGGCACUUGGGCCCUUCGCUGGUCUGCUAUUGACGAGUCCCACGAAGGUCCAGCGGACAGACGGGGUCCCUGUUAAGCUCCGCAUCGCAAACGACGUGUGGUUCGAGAUCAAGGCUAUGACGAAGCUCCUACUCAGCAAGCGCUUCGUCCUGAUCAUCCCGCUUAUCUGGCAGGCGACGUUUAGUGAGGCCGUCAUGUUCACGUAUAACUCGCUGUGGUUCUCCGUGCGGGCGCGCGCACUCGGUUCAUUCGUAUCCGGUAUCAUGGCAAUUAUAGCGGGGAAUUUGCUGGGUGCGUUCCUGGACAGCAAGGUGUCGUUUAAGCUGCGCAGCCGGGUGGGAUUCAUUGUUGUCCUGGGCCUCCAGGGGGCGUGGUGGCUUUGGGGGACGGUGGUAGUCACGGACUUCCAUAAGACGAAUCCCGUUUUCGAUUGGAGUGAUCGUGGCUUUGGGAGGGGGUUCCCGCUGUACUUGUUCUGGGUUGUUGGGUUCCAGCUGAACUAUAUGUUUUUGUACUUCGUCGUCGGCAACCUGGCAAAGGACGAAGAGGAGGUUGUCCGUAUUGCUAGUCUGCUGAGAGGGAUGGAGUCUGCAUCCCAGGCUGUUUCGUACGGCGUGAGCAGUAUCUCGAUCAUGGCGUCUGUUGGCAGUAUCUACCUCAACUUUGGGCUUUGGGCAGUUGCUCUAUUCCCUGCUUGGCUGGUAAUCAGAGAGAUCGGAGUCUCGCUGGGGGAUAAGAAGGUCGAGAGGGAGACGAGGACGGCGAGGGAGGUGAAUGGGGCUAUUGCGCCAUGA